Messenger RNA from Verticillium nonalfalfae, 690 nucleotides. It is a transcript of the gene HIS3, whose product is annotated as imidazoleglycerol-phosphate dehydratase. The transcript is spliced from 2 exons. Gene Ontology annotation, molecular function: imidazoleglycerol-phosphate dehydratase activity. The record is from RefSeq and is a predicted model, not a curated record. The coding region runs from base 1 to 690 and encodes 229 amino acids. NCBI's taxonomy places the organism in Eukaryota, Fungi, Ascomycota, Sordariomycetes, Glomerellales, Plectosphaerellaceae. Gene Ontology annotation, biological process: L-histidine biosynthetic process.
AUGUCUUCCAAAUCAGUGAGCCCGCGCUGGGCGGCCAUGGCUCGUGACACCAACGAGACCAAGAUUCAGAUUGCCCUGAACCUCGAUGGCGGGGACUUCCCACCCGACACCGACUCGCGGUUGACAUCUGCUAAGGAGGAAGGCCAUGCCUCUCAGGCGAGCAAGUCGCAGAUUAUCAGCGUCAACACGGGCAUCGGCUUCCUCGACCACAUGCUGCACGCCCUGGCCAAGCAUGCUGGCUGGAGUCUGGCGCUGAACUGCAAGGGCGACCUUCACAUUGACGACCACCACACUGCGGAAGACGUUUGCAUCACCCUCGGUUACGCUUUUGCCCAGGCCCUCAACAGCAUGGCUGGUCUGGCGCGCUUCGGCUAUGCCUAUGCCCCUCUGGACGAGGCCCUCUCCCGUGCCGUCAUCGACCUCUCCAACCGCCCCUACAGCGUCAUCGACCUCGGCCUCAAGCGUGAGAAGAUUGGCGACCUUAGCUGCGAGAUGAUCCCCCACUGCCUGCAGAGCUUCGCUCAGGGUGCCCGCGUCACCCUACACGUCGACUGCCUGCGCGGCGAGAACGACCACCACAGGGCCGAGAGCGCGUUCAAGGCGCUAGCGAUUGCGGUGCGCCAGGCCACUACCAAGGUCGCCGGCAGGGAGGGCGAGAUUCCUAGCACCAAGGGCACCCUGAGUGCAUGA